AUGCCAACAGCCGGGCCUGAGCCUGGGGCCCUGCCCACCCUCUCACUCGACAGGUCUGGGCACAACGCCUACAACCGCGGCGGGGGACGCGGCCUUCGGAAGGGCCAGGAGCCCCGAUGGAAGCGCAGGGAGGGGCCCCAGGGCCCUGGGCCGCCAGGUAACUCAGAGGGGCGACGGCCGUUCCGCGGCCCCCCCGGACGGCGCGAGCCCGUGGAUGAGGGGCGCGAACCCCCCCGCCCCGCCGACUUCUUCGCUGCAUCCAGCUUCGAGGACCUGGGGGCGUCCGAGGACCUGAUCAGGGCGCUGUCCAAGACCGGCGCGGCUGCCUGGAACGCGGUGACGGCCAGCCCCACCUCGGCCUUCCUGCUUGCAGACCAUGCCGGCAGCGGGAAGACGCUGGCCUACCUGCUCCCCCUGGUCCAGAGGCUGAAGGAGGAGGAGCAGCGGCUGGGCCUGGCCGCCGUCACGCGCAGCAACAGCCCCCGCGUCCUCAUCCUGGUCCCCACCACCGAGCUGUGCCGGCAGGUAGUGGGGGUGUGCCGCCGGCUGUCCGGCGCGGGGUUCCCCCUGCGCAUCACGGGCCUGACCACCUCGGCGGGCAAGGACAGCCAGCUGGCGCAGCUGGCGGCGGGCGUGGAUGUGGCGGUGGGCACCCCCGCGCGCGUGGCGGGCAUGCUGGAGGACGGCUCGCUGGGCCUGGCCGCCCUUUCCUGCCUGGUGCUGGACGAGGUGGAUGUGCUGCUGGGCAACACCACCUUCCCCGAGCAGGUGGAGGCCUCGCUGGCGGCGCCUGGGGCCUCAGACGCGGGGCUGGUCGUGGUCACCGCCAGCCUGCCCGGCGACCUGCACGACGCGCUGCUGCGGCGCUGGCCCGGUCUGCGCGCUGUGACCGGCCCGGGCCUGCACCGCCCCGCGGCGGGGGUGGAGGAGCGGCUGCUGGACUGCAGCGGCGGCGAGGAGGUGAGCGAGGAGAGCGGGUUCGCGCGCAAGGCCGACGCGCUGGCGCGGCUGCUGGCCGGCAGCCGCGCCGCGCGCACCAUCGUCUUCUGCAACAAGGUGGAGGGCUGCCGCGCGGUGGAGAACUUCCUCAAGCGGCGCGAGCGGGCCGGCGGCGCGCGCGUGCUGCCCUACCACACCGCCAUCGCGCCGCCGCUGCGCAAGGCCAACCUCCGCGCCUUCCUGGCCGCCCCCGGGGGCGGCGAGGGUGAGGCGCCGCUGGUCCUGCUGGCCACCGACCGGGCCUCGCGCGGCAUCGACUCGGGCCUGGCGGAGCACGUGGUGCUGUUCGACUUCCCGCGGGACCCCUCCGAGUACAUCCGGCGCGUGGGGCGGACGGGGCGGGGCCCAGGCGGCACGGGGCUGGUGUCGGUCCUGGUCCUGGGGAGGCAGGUGAAGCUGGCGCAGGCCAUCAUGAACCGCAAUCGAAAGGGCUUCCCGCUGUAUGACAUUCCGGCGUGA
This is a messenger RNA of Auxenochlorella protothecoides, 1458 nucleotides long. RefSeq names its product DEAD-box ATP-dependent RNA helicase 50. The coding region runs from base 1 to 1458 and encodes 485 amino acids. NCBI's taxonomy places the organism in Eukaryota, Viridiplantae, Chlorophyta, Trebouxiophyceae, Chlorellales, Chlorellaceae. The record is from RefSeq and is a predicted model, not a curated record. The transcript is spliced from 4 exons. Gene Ontology annotation, molecular function: nucleic acid binding; ATP binding.